Messenger RNA from Eimeria necatrix, 4566 nucleotides. RefSeq names its product DNA repair protein, putative. Lineage: Eukaryota; Apicomplexa; Conoidasida; Eucoccidiorida; Eimeriidae. The record is from RefSeq and is a predicted model, not a curated record. The transcript has 6 exons. Bases 1 to 4566 code for a protein of 1521 amino acids.
AUGCCAGCUCAGUCUGGAGGCUCCCCAGAGUCACCUGUGGAAGCAGCAGCACAUGGAGCUGCUGCAUCUCCUGCAAGCAAUGAAGACUCAUUAGCAGCAGAAUCUGUGGACUGUGCUGCUGCUGCUGCUGCAGAAGGGGGGAACUGCUGCUCCCUCGAUGCAGCCCUGGGCCUGGGAGAUGAGCCCAUUGAAGAGCAGCAAGCUGACACAGAGGCGGAAAAUGAGCAGCCAGAGGAGCCGCUGCUGCUGCUGCAGCAAGAGCUGCAUGCAUCUAGCGGCUCCCCUUGGAGCGGCGGUGCGAUCAGUGCUGAGGGAACCAGCAGCAGCAGCAGCAGCAGCAGCAGCAGCAGCAGCAGCAAAGCGCCGGAUGCUCUUAAAAAGGAAACAGAUCCAGAAAAGGCAGCAGCAGAAGCAGCAGAACGAAAGGCAAGAGCUGCUUGCGUCAAGAGGGCUCAGGAUCUGGAGAAGAUUUGGCUGCUGGGGUGGGCAGCAUGGCUGCAGGGUCUCAACAGCAGUGUCAUAGAAGGCCGCAGCAGCAGCAGCAGCAGCAGGAGCGGCAGCAGCAGCGCUUCAAAAUGCACGCCGCUGCUGCAGGGGGCAUGUCUUUCUGCGUACAUUGCCUUCUGCAGCAAGGCUCAGCAGCAGCACCAGGAGCACCAGCAGCAAACAGGUGCUGCGCACAGAAGUCGCCGUUUGCUGCUGCAGCAUCUGCAGCUGCUGCAGCAGCAAGUCUCACAGGCUAAAGAAGAAGCUUCGGCUUCUUCUGCAGCAGCAGCUGCAGCGGCAGCUGCAGCAGCAGCUCCCGCCGAUGCAGCAGGAGACCGCACUGAGGCGUCCGCACCAACAAGGGGCUCAGUGGGUGAAUCAGCAGCAGCAACAGCAGCAGCGGUGGCAGCAGCACCAGGGUCUGCUGCUGCUGCUGCUGGCACAAAGACAGAGGGGGGCGAGUACUGCAUUCCUGCUGACGGAUUUGCUGCUUUUUGCUUCAUCUCCAAUCUUCAGCUGCUGCCGGAGAACCGUUUGUGUCACCCCUUCUUUGCAGCGUCGGUGCCGCAUGCUGCUGCUGCUGCUGCUGCGGCGCGCAGGGCGCAGCACGCGUACCAGCAGCAGCAGCAGGCUGCUGCAGCUGCAGCUGCAGCAAGACUUUCCACUGAAGAGAUCGCCGCUGCCAAAUCCGCCUCCGAGGCAGCAGCUGCUGCGGUCCUCUCCAGCAUGCGCCAUUCUUCGCUGCAGCAGCAGCGGGAGCAGCAGCAGCAGCGUGUUCCAAAGGAAGAGGAUGGAGAGCACAAAGGCCCCAGCAGCUGCAGCAGCAGCAGCAGCAGCAGCAGCAGCGAACGGGUGGCUCUGCUGCGGCCAGCGCUGCCCCUUGCUGCGAGCCGCCGCAUGCCUUUCCCAUUUGGAUUCUCUUCGGUCCUUUUCAGGGCUUUGGGGGCUUUGAAUUCUUCGAAGGCCUCAAGUGCCCUUCUGGCUGUGCUGUUUGUGGCCCUCUGCCGCGCCUUAGACCUCAACGCCCGGCUGGCCGUGUUGCUGCCGCCUGCAGGUCUCCGCACUCCCAAGACGGAGCAUGAUAGCGCCUGCGUGUCGGCCCCUCCCAGCUGCCUAGUUCGUCUCUUCGAGGCUGCGGGCCUGCCUCUGCCGCCGUUUGCUGCAGCAGCAGCAGCAGCAGCAAGAGCAGCAAGAGCAGCAGGCGCAACAGGAGCAGCCGCAGCAGCAGAUGGACAAGGGCGCCGACGAGCCACAGGGCACCCGCGAGCGGCCGUGGGCGCGCAGCAGCAGCAGCAGCAGCUUUUGAGGGCGAGUCCAUACGACUGUCUUUUUUGUGUCCGAAAGCCACCAGCAGCAGAGUCAGCAGCAACAGGAGCAGCAGAAGUUGCAGGCCCCCCAGUGCCCACUGCCGCAGGUCGGCUGCGUGCUGCUGCCACACGGCUGCUGCCUCACAGGAGACAGGCCCGUAGCGGAGCGGGGAGAGCAGCAGCAGGAGCAGCAGAAGUGACAGCAGCAGUUGAGCAGCAGCUGCCGCCCUUGAGCAGGUCCGAGCUGCUGCAGCUGCUGCAGCUGCCGGCGCCCCUGCAAAUGUGGGGCGAAGUUUUCUGCCCCCACGAGAAGCGCUGGAUUGCCUGUGUCUUCAAGGGGCCGCAGCAAUCUGUUUAUGAUGCUGCUGAUGUUUUGGCGGGGCGCAGGCUGCCCACAGUCUCCCCUCCUGCUGCAGCAGCAGCAGACGCGGCUGCUGCAGCAGCAGGUUGCUUUGCCCCGAGAGCAGUGGACGUUGCGCAGGAGACCCUGCAGCUGAUUUUUCUCAAGCGCUGCUGCGCGGUGCAGCAGCAGCAGCUAGCCGAGCUGCGCAAGACACAGCAGCGGGCAAAAGAGGAACUAUUGAAGCUGCAGCAGCAGCAAGAACUAGCUGCUGCAGCAGAGCGCAAAGCCCGCUCCCUUACUAGUGGACUUCUUCUUACUGCGAAACCCCCACGCCGCGCAGCUUCAGCAGCUCGAAAUCGCAGCAGCAGCAGCAGCAGCAGCAGCAGCAGCAGCAGUGACAGCGAAUCUGACGCAGAGGGAGACGCAGAAGCAAGUGAGCAAAAAACCCAGGACGCUGAAGACUUGAAGACUGAAGGCAUUUCGGAGUGUGCGGCAUCCAAACAAGCAACAGCAGCAGCAACAGCAACAGCAGCACCAACAGCAACAGCAGCAGCAACAGCAACAGCAGCAGUGCGCCGUUUUGCUUCCCCAGGUCAACGGCGACCUCUCUACUGGGAAGCCGGGCAAUGGGGCAUCCUUUUCUUAAAGCCGGACUACCUAGUUCUUAUUGUGUUUCCCCAGCCGCAGCAGCAGCUGCAGCAGCAGCAGCAGGUGCUACAGUCUCCUGUGCUGCGCUCGCUGCUGUGGCAAAUGCAGGCCAGAAUCUCACAGCCCCCACCGCAGCUGCAGCGUCUGCUGGCAGCUGUAGCAGAUGCGACGGAAGGGGCCUCUUCUGAGCCCAGCAGCAGCAGCAGCAGCAGCAGCAGCAGCAGCUACAGCAGCAGCAGGCGCAGCGUCACGGCGGCGCCUCACGAGAUGGCAGAAGAGGCCGCGCUGCUGGCUGAUGAGUUUGCUGCUGCAUGGAAGCAAAGCAGCAGCAGGAAAAGGGGCCCCGCGCAGUCCACUGGGGGACUUGGCUCUAGAGCUGCCGGAGGCACGGGGAAACGCAAGGCAGCAGCAGCAGCAGCAGCAGCAGGCGGUGGCGAACUCUUAGGCUUAGAUUUCCUUCGCGCCCGCAAACAGGCACGAGGAGGCGCUCUGCUGCGGCAGCGACAUGCGCAGCAGCAGCAGCCGCAGCAGCCGCAGCAGCAGAGAAAGCAGCAGCAGCCGCAGCGUAGACGGUCAGUAGAUGGACUUCUCCCAGCAGCACAGCCUGCUGCCUCCAGCGUGUCAAAGGAAUCUGAAGAAGGCCCACCGUGGGAAGCUGCUGCACGGCUUGGGAGCUCGAAGGCUUCUUUGCUGCAGCCGCAGGCGCAGCAGCUGCUGCAGCAGCAGCCGCAGCAACAGCAGCAGCAGCAGCCCCUCGUUUCCGCCCUAGACCAACAAGGGCGCGACGCAGUCCGCUUUAUUUUGGCAGUGGAGUCUUCAGGAGAGCUGAAAGAUGUGACCCACAGAUACGUCUCUAGGGUGCUAAGGCCGCCAUCAGCCCACUUGGCUUCGCUCUCCACCGCCCAGGUGCUGCACCGCUAUCCGCACCUGCUGCGGCAUCAGCAGGAGAAGCAGCAGCAGCAGCACUUGGCGCUGCAGCAAAUGUGGAGCAACCAACGCUUGGCGCUAAAAGCUAAGAACCCCUGUCUGCGUUCGGCCAUUCAGCAGCAGCAGCAACAGCAGCAGCAGAAGCCACUGACGCAGGAAGUGGGCCUCUUUGCAGAAUAUCAGACAGAGCCCAUGGAGAGACAGAAAGUCGCUGAUGGCCGUCUCCCUGUGGGGCCGCAGGGGACCAUAGAAGUUGGCGAGCUAGCGCCGGUGCCAGUGGGGGCGACCCACUUGUCUGUGACCGAGUGGCAGCGGGAGAACUCCAGAUCGGCGUUGAGCGCAGCUUCUCUGGGGCAGGCGCUGCAGACUGCAGCAGCAGAAGUCUUGGGGGCCCCCGGGGAGGGCAAGUGGGCCCCUGCUGUUGUGGGUUUUGAGCGGGAAGUGGGGGGUGCCUGGCGGGCUGUGCGCGACGGGGUGGUAGUGGUGGAAGCAGCAGCAGCAGCAGUGCGCAGGCGGUGGCAGCAGAUUGCUGCGGAAAGAGAAGCAGCUGCUGCCAGGAGGAGGGAACAGGCGCGCAAUGCAAAGCUACAGCUAGCCUACAAGAAGUGGAGAGCCCUAUUUAAGGCCAUUCUCUACGCUGCUACCUACAAGCAGGACCACCCUCUAGGGCGGCAGCAGCUGCAACAGCGGGCGCAGCAGCAGCAGCAGCUGCUGCUGCAGCAGGUGCAGCAGCAGCAGGCUGGGCUCACGGCCAGAAGUAGCAAAUCGCCCCCACCUGCGACCCCCCAAGAGGCCGCGAGUUUGUCUUCUCCCGUGGCUGUCUCCAACGCGGAGGCCAUCUGGGAAACAAUUUAG